AUGGCCAUUCCCUACCCCCAGGGAGAAUGCUUUUUUAAAAGAAGCUCGCUCACAUCCGAAAAACCCGACCGCUUCAACGCCGAAAACCCUGCUCAUUUCUACAGUACCCUGAUUGUCGAAACUAUUUGGAACAAAGAGGCCUAUCACGGAGAGAAAAAUUGCCAAGAUCAUUCUAAUCCCCGGUCUGAUCUCAAGGUCGUCUAUGGUGGUGGGGGCUGGCAAACGCACUAUGGAAAUUGGUCCCAUAUUCCCUUCACGUACGGGAAUUAUGCGAAGCCCGAGACCGUCAACAGACGAAUUCGGCAUGAGUUGUGUACCUGGGGUUAUCGGUUUAAGAAAAGAGAAUGGGGCGAUGCUUACGAGGUAAAGAGAAGCCGUGCAACUGACUUCGAUUCACAACAGGCCUGGUUCAUGUUCGUUCCGAUGCCUAAAAGGGAAGAGGAAUGGAUCUAUAUUGAUCGACUGGCGACCAUCCGUGCAAUCUACAUACCUGUUGCCCAUCAAUCCAGUGAACAAUAUCCCGACCUCUGCACCUACGUUCAAUGUCGAUUCAUCUCCAUGAAGCAAGUCACAAUGGAAUACCACAAGUCUACUGGAGAAGGAAAGGAUCCAUCCAAAGUCCAGACAACCAUUGACUGUGACACCACACUCGGCCUCGAUGUCCAUGACAAGACAGCACUCGCUAUCAACCCUGCAAAACUUGUGACCACAUUGAUCGUUCCGCGAGAGUUCCGAAAGCUUGACGCCUUCACCUCCAAGGCUGUCAUAUUGGUUGACUCUAGCUUGAUCCCCACCGCGCCUCUCCAGCAGACAUUGAGCAGUCAAUGCAUGGCAGACUGGGCUGUAGUCAUGGGUGCCAAUCAGGGUCUUUCUAUAGAAUGGAAAAAAGGAGACUACAAAGGGCACUGGUUCGUCAAUUACUUCAAGAAUGCUAUGGCUUUUGCCAUCGGGUACCUUCCUAUAGCAGGACCAUUCUUAGCUAUUGGGUGGAGUGUUGCCUACACCGCGAUCGCCCAGCCGGAUGAGUUUUUAGAUGAAUUGCGGGAGCAGAUUCCUUCGGUAGAACUCAUUGAGGGGUUCGUGACCGAAAUAAAAAAGAUGGCACAAGAUAGUGAGGGGGUCCUGAAAGACGGGAUCGAUGUGAAGAAACUCAGUGGUGUCGAGACGAAGAUAUCGAACGCCAGUCCCCUGGAUGGUAAGAAAGACGAGGUACAGACAAAACCUGCCGCUGUAGUAGAGACGCCGACCGGUGAAGGUGAACAGGCCCCCACGGUUGAGGACGACGAGAAGUAUCUCACGAAGGUGGAUCGAGUUUCUCGAAUGAUCGGCAAGAUGAAGUCAGGAUCUAUCUAUGAUGUUAAAAAGUGGUUCAAUAUGAGCUGCAAGAAAUUGGAAAACUUGGGACUGCUGACGGAAGAGGUUUACAAUCAACUUGAGUGCGCAAAUGACCCUUUUUAUGAACCCCCCGAUGACGAGCGAUGGGAUGAAGAAGGAAACUACAUUGAAGAUUUACCAAGUGCGGAUGAAAGAUGGACCAAGAUCGCGCGAGGUUUAUUGGUUCAGAUGCUUGAAAAGAGCCUCGACCAGGCCCUCAAGUUUGAGGUCUGGCCUGAUGACAAGUAUGGCAUCGACAGGAACUUCAUGAGACGAACUUCUGAUAAAUACAUGAAGCCAAAAAAAGGCUGA
This is a messenger RNA of Penicillium soppii, 1686 nucleotides long. RefSeq lists its product as uncharacterized. Bases 1 to 1686 code for a protein of 561 amino acids. NCBI's taxonomy places the organism in Eukaryota, Fungi, Ascomycota, Eurotiomycetes, Eurotiales, Aspergillaceae. The transcript has 3 exons. The record is from RefSeq and is a predicted model, not a curated record.